Molecule: messenger RNA, 1140 nt
Organism: Cydia amplana
Lineage: Eukaryota; Metazoa; Arthropoda; Insecta; Lepidoptera; Tortricidae
Product: acidic mammalian chitinase-like
Exons: 9
Coding region: 1-1122 (373 amino acids)
Biological process (GO): chitin catabolic process; carbohydrate metabolic process
Cellular component (GO): extracellular region
Molecular function (GO): chitin binding; chitinase activity
Source: RefSeq, a predicted model, not a curated record
AUGAAAGCAGCAGCCAGCGGCGUAGUAGUGUGCUACUACGGUGAAUGGGCCAACCAGAGGCCUGGAAACGGCCGCUUCGGCGUGAGUGACAUGCCCACUGAUCUUUGCACGCACAUCGUCUAUUCGUUCCUCACACUUAACGGAACCACGGGAGGCAUUAUUGCCCCUGAACAAACUACUUACGAGGGAAAGGCCAAUUCUGCUACUGAUCUCGUUGCGUUAAAAGAGAAGAAUGCCGAUUUGAAAAUCAUGGUUGCUAUUGGUGGUUGGACUGAAGGCUCAGUUAACUUCACAGCGGUUGUCAACGACGAUACCUUGAGGGCAACCCUAGUCAGUAACUUGUACAACUAUAUUGAUACCAACGGCUUCGAUGGUUUAGACUUGGACUGGGAGUACCCUGCACAAAGGGAUGGAGCUGACACUGACAAGGAACAAUUCGUGACUUUGGUCAAGGAGUUGAAGGAAGCAUUCGCAGCGAAAUCUUAUCUGUUGACCGCCGCCGUCGCCGUCACCCAGUCCAACAUCGAUUUGUCCUACAACGUCACAGAACUUGACAAAUACCUGGACUACUUCCACCUGAUGAUGUAUGACUUCCACGGCACUUGGGAUUCUGUGACUGGAGUAAACGCGCCUCUAUACGCUCAGUUGACUGACGACUCUUCCUUAAAUUUUAAUGUUAACAACUCUGUCCACGUCUGGAUCAACAACGGCGCGACUCCCUCCAAGCUGGUGUUGGGUUUGGGAGCGUAUGGCAAGACCUUUACCCUGACCAGUCUGAACAACACUUCGACCGGGGCGCCGUUCACUGGAGCCGGGGCAGCCGGCCCUUACGUUGCAGAAGCUGGCAUUUAUAGUUACUUAGAGAUUUGCGAAGACCAAAAGAACUACCCCGCUGAAUGGAACAUAACCGAGGUAGAGGGCAACUACGUGUAUGCCAACAAGGACCUCUUUUGGGUCGGCUACGACAACCCUAACACUAUUAAGGCUAAGGCACAAUACGCCAAGACCAUGGGCCUGGGAGGUAUCAUGUACUGGGCUGUAGACGAGGAUGACUUCGGUGGCAUCUGCGGAGACAAGUUCCCUCUCAUCUCAGCGGGCAUUGCUGGAUAUAACUCUGCUUAACUUUAACAAGUUUUGCUA